GUCUUGAUUCGCUAGUGGAAGCAACGUGUGUAAAAGAGCAUUGCAAUUUGCUGCGUUGUUUUUCGUACUACAAAAGUGGAGUUUAACUAAGUGUAUCAAAAGAAUACGUGUGUAUAUGUGUAUGUGUGGUGGUGGUGCCUCCACAAUUUGUUAUAAUUACGGUGUUGUGUGCGAAACAUUGUUAAUUGUAAGCAAGAUCUGGAACUCUUGAAAUGCCACGUCGAUGUAGUGUGUUCGGCUGUCGGUCGAAUUAUGAUUCCGAAACAGAGAGAACGACUACAUUUUCUUUGCCAUCUGAAGAGAGUCGACGUGAACUGUGGCUUUGAAAUAUCCCAACAGACUUAACCAAAUUAAAACGGCCAAAUAUUUGUGUAAAACACUUCGAUGAAUCAUGUGUAAUUCGAGUGGACAUAAUUAUGGACAGAGGACAACUCAAAGAAUUUCCCAGAAUAAUCCCAAAACUCACCGAAAAUGCUGUUCCAACUAUUUUUCCCAACACUUCCUCAUACUGUUCUAAAUCAACUACAAAAGUGAGACGUCUUGCUGAUGUGGAAGACGUUAAUCUUAAAAAAGCUAUUGAAGACAGUAUUGAGUCAAACAACUUACACGUCCAACAAAAUUCACUUUCGUGUCUCAAUGAUAUUUCCGUAUUUCUAGAAGGCCAGAAAAUUUGCAGCAACAAGUGGUCUGUGAUUAGAGAUGAUGAAAAUUGCAUAUCUGUCUUUUGGGAUUAGACAGGGGAAUACCUUGUGUUAUUGCAUUCAUAACUGUUAAUAGUGAUUUGAGCUUUAGAGUAAAUAUUAGUGAAGGAAUUCAUUUUGCAAUUAAUGCAGCCAUCAAUGAUUUGAAGAAAUUAACUUCCAUAAACGUUUUAGAAAAUGUAAUGUCAAUGGUUGAGAAAGGGGAAAUUUUGCCUAGUGUUACAGAUAAAUUAAACUGUGCUGUCAAUUGCUUGCAGACUAUCCCAAAUUAUGAUGAAAAUGCACAACUGAAAUUUAUUGUAGAGCAACUCCAUGUAUCACAAAUCUCAAAAAACAAGACACUAUGGCAACAACACCAUGAUCGUGGCAUGCUGCUUGUAUGUACAUUCUGUCAGUGCAUACAAUGCCUUGAGGAAGUGUGAUUUAAUGUUGUUACCCCACCCACGAACCUUGCAGAAACUAAUUUGUAAUUACCAGCUAGUCACUUCAUCAGUUCAAACUAGUCCUUAUUUAGAAAACAGGGUGAAAUAUUUAGAAAAACAUGAGUUCUUAGUGUCUCUGUUGUUAGAUGAGAUUUAUGUGCAACCACAACUUUCAUUUAAAUCUGGAUCAAUACAUGGGAGUAGCUUUUUUCAUCCUGAGACGUGUGCCAAAACAGCACAGGUUUUUAUGGUCUCUUCUCUUUUGUCUAAAUAUGUUGAUGUAACAAUUAUACCAGUAGCUAAUAUGACAAGUCAAGAACUGAAAUCUUCGAUCAGUAAUGUUCUGUGCAUGGUUGAAAGAGUGGGCUUCAAAGUUGUUAGUCUGAUAGCAGAUAACAACAGUGUAAACAGGAAGGCAUAUGAACUAUUCACCCCCAGUAGAAUUCUCCAACCCAGUAUUGAACACCCUCUAGAUCCUUCCAGGAAAUUUUUUGACACUGUACACAUUCUGAAGUGUAUCAGGAACAAUUGGCAGACAAAAAGAAAUGUUAAUAAAGUGUUACAGUUUCCUGACAUGACUGAUAAUUCGGUAAUAUUGACAGCACAGUAUAAGAAUUUGGAGCUGGUAUAUGAGAAAGAAAGAAACUCUUUAGUCAAAUAUGGCCACACACUGUCAGCUACAGUACUGUAUCCAUCGUCUAUUCAAAAACAAAAUGUGAAAUUAGCUUUGCCUAAUGUUACUGAGCACAUAAAUCAGACAGUAACUUUCCUUGAGGUGAUUGUGAACUGGUGGAAGACUGUGAAUGUUAGAAGUGUAUUUGAAGGACAAAGAUUCAAUUAUCCUUACAGAGAAGCCAUCAGGAAGACAUCAGACAAUCAGGUGACAUUUCUAAGUAAUCUGUGUCAUUGGCUAAAAGUUUGGAGAGUAUCUGUACCAAUAAGUGAUGCUUUAACAUCACAGACAUUCCAGUCUUUAAUAUUAACAACUGAAUCUUUUCUGUAGAUAAUUCCAUACUUAUUUGAGAAAUAUGACAUUGACUACAUAUUGCUAGGAAAAUUUCAAAGUGAUGAUUUAGAGGGCCACUUUGGGUGCUACCGACAGUUGAGUGGGGCAAAUUACUACAUUAGUUACAUCCAAGUCCUAGAAAAUGAAAGAAAAUUAAGAUUCAAAAAUGAUGUACUGUUCACAGCUCAAAAUGAUAAUGUACACUUGAAACACAUAAUUCCUGCCCAACAGCAGCUAGACUGUAAUAUUGACAUUAGCAUUUUUUCUGAUAUUAUGGACAUCACCUUUGGUAUGAAUGAUGUUCCACCUAACAUGUUACCUAUUUUGACAUACAUAGGAGGUUAUGCAGCUAGGAAAGCCCUUCAGAAAUCUAAAUGUGACAAAUGUACUGAAUGGUUGCAGCUGAACAAAGAAGUUGAGGUAGAUUCUUCUUACAACUUUGUAAAGGAACUGGACCGGGGUAAACUGACUUUGCCUACAGAGACAGUAGUGAUCACAGUCGGAAUAGUGUGGCAUACAGUCUCUCUGCUUGUGAAUGACUUUAUUCAGCAAUUUAUGUCAUGUGGUAAACAGCUUUCCAUUUCUCAGAAGAUAUGCAUGUCAAAAGUUGUGAAAGCAGUGGAUAAUGCUGAAUGUGUGUGUUUGCUUCACAACACAUUGUUAAGCAAACUGGAAUAUGUUUCUCUCUGUGCCAACAGGAUACUCAUUAACAAUUUUGAGCAAAUGCAUAAUGAUAAGGCAAGUAAGUCCAAAGUAGAUUCAAGGAAAGUGAAGAAGCUUAGGACUGACACAUAAGUUUGAAGCCCUCUACACAGAUACCAUUUCUUUUUUUUUGUACUUUCUCAUGUUAUCAAGUUUCACAGAUAUCUCACUGUUCUUAUUGUACAAUUUUAUUUCAUUAUGUAACACAGUAUUUUUGAUUUUUACUUUGUUUUUCCUGUGGAGGUGUAAAUAGUGACCAGAUGUGGUUCCAUGUUUGUGAAAGCAACUGUUGGUUGCGUACUGGUCAAUAUUUUUCUUUAUGUAUCUCACUGUUUGAAAAUUGUAUUCACAUGGAACGUUCAGGAUACCCAAGUUUUUAAACAGCACUCUCCAGUGAGCUCUCUAGUUACUGUUUAAUAUAUUAUGUAUAACCCUUUGUUGUAGUUGCAAGUGUUUCUAUAAUCUGCCCAUUUACCUCCCAGAAGGUUCAGUUUUGUGAUGAAAAUUUCCAUAACACUGCCAGUAGAAUGAUGUAUAUAGAAUAUGGUUAGGCUUUUGGAACAUAUUUGUGUCCUAUAUGUUUAUAGCUGAUAUUUCUAUAUGUUUUUCUCCAGUUAAUGAAAUAAUUUCAUUUUUGACUUCAUGCAUAAUGCCUUCCUUAACAUACAUGCAUGACCCACCAUCACGCAUAAAGGUUCUGCUAUACUGAAAUGCUAGAUUGUAAGAGUUUAAACCAUUUAAGGUGUGCUACAUCAAUCUUCUGUGAAGCAAACGAGUGAUUUGUCUAUAGUCUGUAGUUCCACUUGUAGUUGCUGGACUUUAUUUCUCAUGGACAGAAUAUUUUGGUGGAGGAUUAAGAAACCUUACCUUGAAGGUUUCUCUCUCUUUUUGCCUUGACUAAAAAAUCCUUUGGAUGAAGAGCAGGCAUAAUUUUCCGUUUCCACGCAGUACUACAGAAUGUUGCUUCUGUUGACUUCUCAUCCUUCAAAAGUGCUGUUGAUGAUGUUACUGCUGCUGAUGGUGAUGCUGCAGCUUCUGGUGUUGUUGAGGAUGAUGAUUUCAGUAACGUACAGAUAAUGCCAUGGCAACACCAUGGUUUGUCAGGAAUUUAUUUCCUCUGUGAAGUAUGUUUAUUUUUUUCCUUUUGUCAUACUUGCAUCUCCACCCUCCCAUUCAGUUCAUUUCACAUAGCAAGAAAUAGAAUGUAGCAGAUUCAUUCCUCCUGUUACAUUUCUUGUAUCUAUUCAUGCUUUACCGAUAAUGAAAAGUGCAAUGGGACACACUAGUAGCCCACUUGAUUGAUGGGUUUUCAUUUCUAAAUUUUUGUUCAGACUGCAUACAUUACACAGAUAAUCUACAAAUAUAAUGCAUUAAUGCUUAUACAUAUGUUGUUUCUGUGGCUGAUUUGUUUACAUUAAAAUUACAUUG
This is a messenger RNA of Schistocerca gregaria, 4259 nucleotides long. RefSeq lists its product as uncharacterized. The transcript has 2 exons. The record is from RefSeq and is a predicted model, not a curated record. Bases 1014 to 2126 code for a protein of 370 amino acids. Lineage: Eukaryota; Metazoa; Arthropoda; Insecta; Orthoptera; Acrididae.